This is a messenger RNA of Phialemonium atrogriseum, 1694 nucleotides long. RefSeq lists its product as uncharacterized. The record is from RefSeq and is a predicted model, not a curated record. Bases 501 to 1289 code for a protein of 262 amino acids. The transcript has a single exon. Lineage: Eukaryota; Fungi; Ascomycota; Sordariomycetes; Cephalothecales; Cephalothecaceae. Gene Ontology annotation, molecular function: oxidoreductase activity, acting on the CH-OH group of donors, NAD or NADP as acceptor.
UUUGUGUGCAAUCUAUGGACCUACUUAGAGAUCCACCAUUACACAUCAUUCACAACACGUGGACUAGGUACCUAGCUGGCAAGGGCUCUUGAUCCCUCUCCAAGCCGGCGCGUAUGCUCCUUCCGUAUACGGCUCCGGCUGAUUAUGUGGGGCGGAACCGGGGGAGGUAGCAUUAAGGUACCCCGCAGCUGACACUCGUUCCACCAUUGCGAACUCGAAAACGAGAGCGACAGCAAUGAAGCACCUUGAAGGUGACGGUCAAAUGGGGCAACCCGAACACGGCUCGGCAAGGCACGACCCUGUUCGACCGAAUACGUCCUCGAUGUCUAUAAGAGCUGUUUGACUCCGCCUUUCCAAUGGGCGGGGAGAGCCGUUCUGCAUACUCCCCGCACCAUCCAAACCGUCAGCCUAGCAUAUACGAGGUAUUCUCAAACGGGAACGCACUAAAUCGGCAGCCCAAGGAAUCACAAUUGCUGCCAUCAAAACCUUGAUCCGAGACCAUGACAUCAGCUCAGGGAAAGACCGCCAUCGUCACUGGCGCUGCUGGCGGCCUCGGAAAAGCCAUUGCAGACGCCUUCCUCGCCGCAGGGGCUAACGUAGUGAUCUGUGACGUCAACUCUCAGCGGAUAGCCACCGUAGAGGAGGAGUGGAACAAGACCUACUCGGGCAAGUUCCUCGCCCUGCAGACAGACGUGUCAGACGAAGCCGCCGUCCAGAAGCUCGUGGACGAGACCGUCGCCAAGUUCGGCCGCCUCGAUGUCCUCGUCAACAAUGCCGGCGUCAUGGACGACUUCUCCCCCGUUGGAUCCUGCACCAAGGAGAAGUGGGACCAUGUCCUGGCAAUCAACCUCAACGGGCCCUACCUGACCUCCAGAGCCGCGGUGACGCAGAUGGAGAAGCAGGAACCGGCCGGCGGCUCCAUCAUCAACAUCGGCUCCAACGCGAGCUACGGCGGCUUCCACGCCGGCGUGGCCUACACGGUCUCCAAGGCGGGCGUCAUGGCCCUCACGAAAAACACGGCGGGGGCGUACGGGGCCAAGGGCAUCUACUCCUCCGCCCUGCUCCUCGGGGCAAUGUCCAGCACCAACAUCACCGACGCAAUGCAGCAGGGCAUCGACAUGGACAUGUUUCAGCAGAUCAACGCGUCGCAUACCAAGUUCGAGCCAGAGAAGCAUGAUCUUCCCCUCGGGAGCGUCGCAAAGUAUGUCUUGUUCUUGACCGACAAGGAUAUCGCGGCCAGCGCGAACGGCUCGUGCAUUGUGUUCAACAGGAACUGGCCCGAGGCCUAGAGGUCGGGACAGGACUAGUAUACGGAGAUUUGGACUAGACGGAAUUGGCGGUCAAGCAUGGCCUGAUUCGGUUGACUGGUCAGUGGUGUGAUUUCAAGACUCUCUGCAGAGUCGAGUACCUAGCUAGCAUCUGCACGGGCAUGGGGAAAUGAGUGUGGUGGUGGAGUGUACAUCUCCUGAUAUAUAUUCACCCGUUUCUAGCUGACUGUAGUUGAUGGGAAAAGACAACAACCACCGAGAUUUCCAUGUACUAUGCAGAAGGAGCGUGUGCAAAGUGCAAUCUCAGAGUACCCGCCUAAUACAACGUUUCGCUUUGACCCCAAGAUGCGAUGAAGGAGAGUAGAGAAUAACAAACAGCGCCCCAAUCCAAGGGCCCAAGCCAGAACAAUAAACCUGCAUACCAAC